CUACUUGCCACAGAGUACUCCAUAAGUAUACAUAUCUCAAGCAUCCCUUUACACUCAUUAUCAUAUACCUUUAAUUAUCAUACAAUAUGCCACAUACAGUGGCACCUACAGAAACCACUUAUAUUGACCAUAGCCGAAUUGAUGAAUAAAAUGUCCCCAUCACCGGCAUCUCCUUCCUCAUCACCACCAAUCCGACAAGAACCCAGCACCCACUUCUACCCCUCUCUAUCUCCAUCUCCACCUCCAUCUGACUCGAUGGCUCAGCAUCAUGGCAACAUCGAAAAUCAUCUCGACCGCUACGAGAGAUCCACUUCUCUAACGGGAAGCAUCCGCAUCACCGUUGAAUCUUCCUCCUCUUCCUCUCACAGCGAGGUGAACUCGAAAUCAUCUUGGUGGAGAUUAUAUCACGACUAGUCCUAUGAAUUUAGUGUCUGUUUGAAUGAUUGAGUGAGAGUUGUAUUUUACAUCAGUCAAGACUACAAUGGUACUGUUGAUUAUGCAGAGCUUAAUGAUUGAGAU
Aspergillus vadensis CBS 113365 is the source of this 519-nucleotide messenger RNA. RefSeq lists its product as uncharacterized. The transcript has a single exon. The coding region runs from base 151 to 414 and encodes 87 amino acids. NCBI's taxonomy places the organism in Eukaryota, Fungi, Ascomycota, Eurotiomycetes, Eurotiales, Aspergillaceae. The record is from RefSeq and is a predicted model, not a curated record.